AUGCCUCAGACCGCUGCUCCGAGACACACUUCUCACCAUCAUACAUCAGAUAGUAAUACCUCCCAGACACAACCACCAACAGCAACUACACCCCGCUUCCGUCAUCAACAGAAGACAGGUCGACAUACCCCAUCUCAGUCGAGUUCUGGACAAUUCAACCAUACUCUCAGUAUUCCGGGAGUCGCACAUAGGAGGCAGAACUCCGUUCAAUCUGCUCUGAACUCGCCGUUGCUGGUGCCCAAGAGCCCAGGGGGUACAGUACUGCAGAGCAUCAGAAAGACGGCGAGCAUUGCGGGCUUCAGCCUGGGUAGGCCGACUAAGUACGACCAAGACGAUGAGGUCAGAGGUGUGGAAGAUGAGGAAGGAUUUGAAGAUGAGGCGGAGAAGAGGAAUGGAACUAGAGUAUGCUCGUAUGUGACAAUCGACUGGAUACACGAUGCAAUCAAGGAGUCCACGCGUGUCCGCCGUCUAAGACACAACUCCCACCGGUCUAUGAGAGGUGCUAUCGCCAAUUCUUGGGACAGAUUUCAAGGCUGGCUGGUUGUCACCAUCAUCGGCAUCGUCACCGCUGUCAUCGCUUUCCUGAUCAUUCGUGCCGAGAUGGCCCUUUUCGACCUCAAAGAAGGUUUUUGUUCUACUUCUUGGGGAACAGCCAAACGUUUCUGCUGCGCACCUAAGCAUCACCGUCUUCCUGGUAGUGGGGAAGAAGAUUGUGGGGAUUGGAUCGAAUGGGGAGAAUUUUUCUCUCCUGAGGAUCGGCACGGUCCAGCAGGUAAUUGGUUCUGGGGAAGGUCGGAAUUCAUUGCUUACGGUGUCGUUGCUCUGGGUUUGGCCACUCUGGCAUCCUGCAUGACAGUCUACCUCUCCUCCUCUGCUCACAGCGCUACAUCCAAAGAUUCAAACUUUCUCAUUCCUGUGCCUUCGGAAGAGGAUAUCACAUCGGCUACGCAGAAGACGCCGACCGAACGUCAGCCAUUGUUGGAUGCGUCUUUUCACACCGAGCCGUUAGACGUCGGCGUGCGAAGUGAAGCCCCACGCAAGACAAUGUAUUACGCAGCGGGAAGUGGUAUCCCCGAGAUAAAGACCAUCCUAUCCGGUUUCGUCAUACAUGGAUAUUUAGGAGGAUGGACUUUACUCACUAAGAGCGUGGGACUAGCUCUCAGUGUGGCUUCUGGCUUGUCGUUGGGAAAAGAAGGCCCGCUGGUUCACAUCAGCUGCUGCGUGGGUAAUAUCGUUUCCCGGCUAUUUGUGAAAUUUGAAUGCAAUGAGGCCAAGCGCCGUGAAGUACUGUCUGCUGCGUGUGCGGCUGGUGUAGCCGUCGCCUUUGGUGCCCCAAUCGGAGGUGUUCUCUUUUCGUUAGAAGAGGUAUCUUACUACUUCCCUCCAAAGGUCAUGUGGCGAAGUUUCUGGUGCGCAGCAGUAGCUGCCAUAACAUUAAAGAGUCUUAAUCCGUUCGGCAAUGGCAGUCUAGUGCUUUUCGCCGUGACGUAUACGAAACAAUAUCAUUAUUGGGAAUAUAGCAUCUUCGUCCUUCUUGGUAUCUUCGGGGGCGUCUACGGAGCGAUUUUCUCGCGAUUGAAUAUCCUCUGGUCAAGGAAUGUCAGACAAGGCACUUGGGUCGGACGACAUCCUAUCAUUGAGGUCAUGCUGGUUACGUUACUCACAACGGCUGUAUCGUUUUUAAAUCCUUAUUGCCGGAUGGGCGGGACGGAGCUUGUGGCCAGUCUCUUUGCGGAAUGCAAGAACAACUCGUCCAAUCCCCUCUGCGCUCAACACCCACAUGAGAUUGCCUCGGUCAUAUCUACUAUCGGCUUUGCUCUUUUGAUCAAAGGUGCUCUGACUAUCAUCACGUUCGGCAUCAAACUCCCUGCUGGUAUCUUCAUCCCAUCUCUUGUCGUCGGUGCUUGCUUCGGUCGCAUCAUCGGCCUGACAUUGGAAUGGCUCGAAUUUGCUUUUCCCGAUUUACCGAUCUUCGGUGUGUGCACAGGUACGGACUGCAUCGUCCCUGGUCUAUAUGCCAUGGUGGGCGCUGCUGCCACCUUAGCUGGAGUAACGCGAACUACUGUUUCUUUGGCUGUGAUCGUCAUUGAGCUUACAGCGUCUCUGAACUACGUGGUCCCGAUCAUGCUCGGUGUGCUGGUAGCUAAAACUGUGGCGGAUGGUUUGGAGAAAAAAGGGAUAUACGAUCUCGUGAUUGAUCUCAACCAACUCCCAUUCCUCGAUAGUAAACACGAAUAUCUCUGGGGCGGUCGACGAGCGAUCGACGUGGCGGAUCACGAAGUCCCUUUUCUCCGCGCGGACAAAGUCAACAGUGUCCGUCGACUUACGGGACAAUUGUUGGCUUUGGUCAGAACCGAUAUGGCCGAUACUGGGUUCCCAUUGUUAGUGAAGGAGAAUUCAAAUUCUCUAAGGAUCGUAGGGUUUUUAGGUAUGAACGAGCUGGAGCAUGCUUUAAGAACACUACAAGAUGAACCUGAAGCUGAACUUCAAUUGAUGCCCAAUGACGCUAGUAGACAACAAAGUACAAUGUCAAUAUUUAGUUUUGCUGAAUCGGUUAAUGACCGAUAUGAUCCAUAUGAUAUUUCUCGUUAUGUGGAUAGAGCUCCUAUCACAGUCCAAAAAGAUUCUCCUCUGGAACUUGUUCAACAAUUAUUCGUCAAGCUAGGCGCUAGUCAGUUGUUGGUAGUAGAUCAUCGGGGUUGUUUCAAAGGUAUGAUCACGAAAAAAGCUUGGUUGAGAUUUCUUUCAGAAUUAGAAGAAAAAUCUAUAUAA
Tremella mesenterica DSM 1558 is the source of this 2772-nucleotide messenger RNA. RefSeq lists its product as uncharacterized. NCBI's taxonomy places the organism in Eukaryota, Fungi, Basidiomycota, Tremellomycetes, Tremellales, Tremellaceae. Gene Ontology annotation, cellular component: Golgi apparatus; membrane; early endosome. Gene Ontology annotation, molecular function: voltage-gated chloride channel activity. The transcript has 18 exons. The record is from RefSeq and is a predicted model, not a curated record. Gene Ontology annotation, biological process: chloride transport; transmembrane transport. Bases 1 to 2772 code for a protein of 923 amino acids.